AUGACUUUUGAUCACAACCAUAAGGAUUUCGUUGCAGAUCCUCGAAAUGUCAGACUUGGGCUAGCUUCUGAUGGAAUGAAUCCUUUCAAAACAUUAAGAGUAAGCCAUAGUACAUGGCCAAUUAUUUUGAUACCAUAUAAUCUUCCUCCAUGGAUGUGUAUGAAGCAACCUAAUUUCAUUAUGUCUUUGCUCAUACCUGGUCCAGACGCACCUGGAAAUAAUAUUAAUGUAUAUCUAAAGCCACUGAUUGAGGAGUUAAAGGAGUUAUGGGAAGUUGGAGUUGAAACUUUUGAUGCAUCUACCAAAAAAAACUUUAAUAUGCGGGCAUCACUAUUAUGGACUAUCAGUGACUUUCCAGCAUAUACAAACUUAUCAGGAUGGAGCACGAAAGGAAAAUAUACGUGCCCAUCUUGUCAUCAAGACACUUAUUCAUUAUGGUUGAAGUAUAGAAAAAACCAUUGUUAUAUGGGACAUCGACGCUGGUUAGAAAAUAACGACCCAUUUAGAAAUGAUGAAAAGUCUUUUGAUGGCACAAAAGAGAAAAGAAUGGCUCCAACACCAUUAAGUGGUUCUAUAAUACUGGAUACGUUAGCAGGUUACCAACUUAAAUUUGGGAAGACAGUUGUUAAUCCUUCAUUGCCAUACGAUUGGAAGAAAAAGAGUAUAUUUUUUGAUUUGCCAUAUUGGAAGGAUAAUUUAUUACGACACAAUGUUGAUGUGAUGCAUAUUGAAAAAAAUGUAUGUGAAAGUUUAAUUGGGACAUUAUUGAGUUUAGAUGCAAAAAAUAAAGACAAUCUGAAUGCACGUCUUGAUUUAAAAUAUAUGGGUAUUAGAUCUGAACUUCAUCCAAAGGAGAGCGAGUCAAAGAAAACUGUCAUUCCGCUUGCAUCAUAUGAGACAAGAAUUGCUGGACCAUCAGUUUACCGUUGCGUGUACCCUAUUGAAAGGUACUUGUCUAAGCUAAAGUCAUAUGUUCGAAACAAAAGCAAACCGGAAGGUUGUAUUGCUGAAGGAUAUUUAGCUGAUGAAUGGUUAACAUUUUGUUCAAGAUAUAUGGAAGGUGUGGAGACAAAAUUUAAUUGCAAGCCUAGAAAUUACAGUAAUGUGGAACCAAAUGGAGAAACAUUGCCUAUUUUCCAAACGACAGGUCGACAUUUGGGAAAAAUAGAUACUAAGAAUUUAGAUGAGGAUACUAAAGUAGAAGAAUUAUAUGAUAAUGGAGAUGAUCGAGUUUCUGAAGAUUUACGUUGUUUGGCAAAUGGUCCAAACAAUAUUUUCAUUCAAUUUAAAAGAUAUCUAAUAAACGGUUUCAGGUUUCACACAAAAGAAAUCGAAAAGAACUUAAGAACUCAAAAUAGUGGAGUUAUUAUGACUGCCAAGACUCAAAGUUUCGCAAGUAGUAGGGACCCAAAUCCUGUUUUCGGAGAGGUUACUUUUUAUGGAAUAUUAACUGAUAUUAUAGUACUAGAUUAUUCUUUGGGAAAUCGUGUUGUAUUAUUUAAGUGUGAUUGGAUUUCAAGAAGUGGCAUUAAAAAAGAGAAGGAUUGCACAAGAGUCAACUUUUCAAAAUUGAUGCGUGAAGAUGAGCAAUUUAUACUAGCUUCUCAAGCAGAACAGUCUUAUUUGCAAACUGAAGUUUGUAGCGCAACUAUUGAUGUUGGGGAUGGAGAGAGUAGUUUGGUUAGGGAAGAAAUGCAAGACAUAAUGAUUGAUACAUCAGUGUCGUCGUUUGAUACAAACGAGAUAGGUGAAGAAACUUAG
This is a messenger RNA of Humulus lupulus (European hop), 1761 nucleotides long. RefSeq lists its product as uncharacterized. The coding region runs from base 1 to 1761 and encodes 586 amino acids. The record is from RefSeq and is a predicted model, not a curated record. NCBI's taxonomy places the organism in Eukaryota, Viridiplantae, Streptophyta, Magnoliopsida, Rosales, Cannabaceae. The transcript has 5 exons.